AUGACAAGAAUCGAUAGAACCAUUAAUAUUCUUCCUGGUUGGUUUUCAACAUUUCAACAUCGCGACAGACAAAUUCAUAAUAUGAAUACUAAACAAUCAUCAACAACAGAUGAAAGAAAGCAAUCUAAUCCAUCACUAUUAGAUCUAGAGAGUAAAGACACAACAUUACCUAGUUCAACUUUUAUACUCAACAAUAAUAAUAAUAAUACAAACAAUGCAAACAAAUCAAAACCAAACAUUUAUAGAUUACCACCUAGUUCUUUAUUAUCAAGAGUAAAAGACUUUAUGCCAAAGUUGAAGGAAGCAAACAAACAACUACAAAAACAAAUCGAAAACAAUGAAGACGUAAACAUUGAAAAUGUAAAAGAAGGAGAAACCUAUAUUAGCAUGGAUCUAUCACUUGGCGUUUUAGAACAUAAAGAUCAAUUAAAUGAAAAUAACUUGGUCAUCCCAAAUAAUAAUAAUAACAAAAAAUCAAUUAUGUAA
Messenger RNA from Cavenderia fasciculata, 486 nucleotides. RefSeq lists its product as uncharacterized. The coding region runs from base 1 to 486 and encodes 161 amino acids. NCBI's taxonomy places the organism in Eukaryota, Evosea, Eumycetozoa, Acytosteliales, Cavenderiaceae. The transcript is spliced from 4 exons. The record is from RefSeq and is a predicted model, not a curated record. Gene Ontology annotation, biological process: box C/D snoRNP assembly.